AUGUAUUGGUAUGAAAAUGAAUAUACAACUAAUGUACAAACAUGUUGGACAUGGGAUCAAGCUGUUUUAUAUUCAGCAGUUGUUUCAGCUACUGAUCCUGUUUCUGUUGUUAGUUUACUUAAAUCCAUGACAUCAUUAAAAACAUUAUCAACUAUAAUUGAAGGUGAAUCAUUACUUAAUGAUGCAGCUGCUAUAACUAUAUAUACAUUAGUAAAAAAUUUAAUUUAUGAAACAUUUAAAUCUGAUAAAAAUCUUUUACAACAAACACGAGCAACUCUUUUAGGUAUUAAUGCUGAACAAUGUUCGAAUGCUGUAAGAUUUCUUAUCAAACGUAAAAUAACUGCUAUUUAUCUUCUUAAAUUUAUAUUAAAAACUAUUGCAACAGCUAUUAUCAUUGGUUAUGUAAUGGCACAUAUAACAAUAUUUACUUUAUAUCGUAUGGAAGCUGGUGAAUUUGAAACAUGUAUAACAAUUACAAUGUCUUAUUUUGUUUAUUUAACAUGUGAAACUAUUGAAGCAUCAGGUGUUAUUGGUGUUGUAUUACUUGGUUUAACAUUAAAUAUGAAUCGUUCAUGUUUUAGUGUUUCAGCUAUUCAUAUAUCAAAACAAACAUGGGAAUUACUUGCAUAUAUAUCUAAUUCACUUAUAUUUAUAACUGUUGGUGUUAUUUUACUUAAAACAUAUAGUGAAAAUCAUAAAAUGUUAUCAUUAUUAAGUUCAAUUCCACAAUUAUUAUUAAUUUAUAUUAUAUUAAUACUUGUUCGUGCUAUAAUGAUACUUGGUAUACAUUUUAUAUUAAAACAUAUUGCAUAUGGUUUUACAUGGAAAGAUUCUAUUGUAACAAUAUGGUCUGGUUUACGUGGUGGUGUAAGUCUUGUUCUUGCAUUAACACUUUUUAAUAGUACAAUUAAAGAUCAAUAUCAAGCAGAAAUAAUGCUUAUUCAUACAACAGCUAUUGUUUUUCUAACAUGUACAGUAAAUGCUUUAACAAUACCAAAUAUUGUUCAUAUAUUACGAUUAGAUCAAACAUCUGAAUUAAUAAAACAAACAAUGAUACAAAUAAUAAAAGAAUUAAAAAUUAAACAAAAUGAAAUGAUUCAAUAUUUAAAAAAAAAUCCUAUAUUAGCUACAGCUGAUUGGCUUUUUGUACAAAAAGCUAUUGAUAUACAAUCACCAUUUAAUGAAAAACAAGAAGAAUCAAUUAAAGAUAAUUUAUUUUCAAGACGUCAUAUUGAUCAAAUAAAAUGUGAUUAUUGUCAAGCUUAUGUUACAAUACCUAUAUCAAAAUUUGAAUUUAAACAAACAUUUGAAGAUUGUCGAGUACGAAUUUUAAGAUUGCAAAAGACACAUUUUUGGUUGAAUUAUUACAAUGGUCAAUUAUCAUCCUAUGGUCUUCAUACAUUAAAUUCUCUAUGUGAUAGAGCUAUGGAUACACAUAAAAAAUUAAUUGAUUUAAAAACUAUUAAAGCUCAUAUAAUUGGUAAAAGUCGUUUACGAUCUUUAUUAAAUAUUAUACGUAAUAUUACACGAAAAUGGCAAAAAUAUUUGCCUUGGUAUUAUUCAAAAAAUCAACAACAUCAACAUCAACAUAAAAUUAAUAUUAAUAAUAACAAUAAUCAAUUACAAAUAUCUAUAGGAAAAAUUCAAUAUUGGUGUAAAAUAUUAUUUAGAAAAUUAUUUCAUUAUUUACUAAUAUCAUUUCUUAUUAUGUUUAUUGAAUGUACAAUUAUUAUUUAUCAAUUUCAUACAAAUCUUUGUAAUAGAUUAUUAAAUAAAAAUUUAAUUAAAUUACAUUUAAUAUUAGAAAUAAUAUCUUGUCUAUUACUUUUAUAUGAUUAUAUUCAAUUAUAUUAUUGGUUCAAACAAAAUAAACAACGAAUAUUUCAUAUAUUAAUAUUUAUUUGGAUUAUUCUAUAUUUAUUUGCUAUUAUAUGUCGUUUUUUAAGUUGUAUUAUUUAUUUUAUAUUAUUUAUAAUUGGAUCAACAAAAAAUUUAUGUAUUAUUUUUUAUAUUUUAAAAAGUUUAAGUUUAAUUGAAUGUAUUAUUUUAUGUUUAUUUCUUAUUGAACCUAUUCAAUUAUUUGUUGAUUAUAUGCUUAAUCGAUAUGUUAGUAUUAGUUAUGAUAUUGGUUUAGCAUAUAUUUCUUCAGAAGAACAAGCACUUAGAAUAAUACAUCGAUUAACUGAUAAUGAAAUUAUUCGUAUUCGUUUACGUGAACUUUCACUUCAACAUAUAAAAAAUGUUUUAAAUGAUGUACUUAUAAUGCAAGAAGAUCAUCCGGGUACUGUUAUUAGUAUAAAAACACAUCAUACUCUCAAUCUUUUAUAUAAUACAGCUAAACAAGGUAUAACACAAAUACGUUCUCGAGGUGUACUUGAUAAUGAUGAUUGUAAUCUAUUGGAACAAUUAUUAAAAAAUAUGCAUGUUUAUCUUCAUAUUCCAUCAACUAUGCCACCUGCAUCACCAAUAAUUGCUAUACAUAAUUUAGCAUGGCUUUUUUCAAAUGAACAAUUAACUAUUCAACAAAAAUAUGAAAUUGAAGAAAAAAUUCUUCAAGCUUUACCUAAUGAAAAUAUAAAACGUUUUGAAAAUGAAUCAUUAUUACAUCCACAAACUGUUUCUUGGCAAGAUUUUUUAUGGCAUAAAAAUGAUAAAAUUCAUGGUAUUUAUUUAUUAGUUAAUGGUAUUAUUGAAGAAUGGAAACUUGAUCCAUAUGAUAUUGAUGCAUAUCAUUAUGAAAUACGUUCAAAAGAAAUUAAUCGUACAAGACAAACAAUAACAACAACAACACAACAAAUAUUAAGUCCAAAUCAUUUAAAACAUGUUCAUUAUUCAUCAGAAUAUCAACAAUCUAUAUCAAAAAAUCAAAAAGAUUUGCAAUAUUCAUUAGUAAAUGAAAAUAUUGAACAAUCAAAUAUUAAUGAAAUUUUUUCUGAUGCAUUAUCUCAAAUAGAAUCUACAACUUCUAGAGAAACUGAUUCUCUUUUGAAAGAUCAAUCUAUUAAUACAUUUGAAAAAGAUACAAAAUUUAUAAAUAUGGAUAAUAUGUUGUACAAUAAAACAUCUCAUUAUGAUUAUUUAAAAUCAACAACAGGUGUUCGUGUUGCAUUUGAAGAUGGUUUCUAUAUGAGAUGGCAUCAUUUAAUAACAACUCCAAUAAAUGAUAAAUUUAAUGAUCAUUCUAUAACAGUUGAUGAUGAUAUUCAUCAAUAUUAUUAUCAUACAAAAUCUGAAGAAAAUUUUGAUGAACUUUUCAAUGAAACAUUUGAUAAAUAUCGUCAAAUGCAUCCAGCUACUUCUGAACGAAUUCAUCGUCGUUAUUCUUAUAGUUCAGGUGAUUGUAUUGGUCUCUAUGAUUUUCUUAUUAGUAAUGGAGAAAAAUAUGAAUCAACUGCAAAAUGUUUAACUAAUGUUACUGUUUUUUUUAUUUCAAAAGAAAAAUUAUUUGAAAUUUUAAAUACAUAUUCAUUAUGGAAUGCACUUUGGCUUGAAAUAGGUAUACAAUUGGCAUUACGUAUUUUGCCUGAUAUUCAAGCAUUUCAAUAUUCAUCAAUAAAAUCAAAUAAUAAUCGUUCAAUAGUUGAUUUUACUUUAAUUGAUAAACGAUUAUUAAAUUCAGGUUUACUUAUUUAUAAUGAAAUGACAUGUACUUCGGAUGAUAUUAUUCAUAUAAAUGAAGAUCUUCUACUUAUUGCUGGUUCUGUUCGUAAUCAAAUUAGUAAAUAUGUUUAUGAAGCACCAAUAUUUAUAAAACGUUCUUUAAGUAAACAAGGUUUAAAAUUACUUGAAGGUCGUUCAAUUACUAAAAUUCUUGUUUUACCAAAAGUAAUAACAACUAUAAAUAUGAAUAAUAUUUUUACGGAUAAUUCAUUAAUACAUCAUAUACUUGAUAUUGAAAUGAAACGAAAUUUUAGUCAACGAUCAACUGAUAAGAAUUAUAAAACAAUAUAG
Molecule: messenger RNA, 3951 nt
Organism: Rotaria sp. Silwood1
Lineage: Eukaryota; Metazoa; Rotifera; Eurotatoria; Philodinida; Philodinidae
Source: the annotation of a GenBank genome assembly